Messenger RNA from Ceraceosorus bombacis, 2446 nucleotides. The record is from the annotation of a GenBank genome assembly. Lineage: Eukaryota; Fungi; Basidiomycota; Exobasidiomycetes; Ceraceosorales; Ceraceosoraceae.
AUGGUGGGCGCUCCAGCAACGCGCGUGUUGCUCCCCUCUUCGAACUCCAACACCUCCUUGCCUCCCACCUCCCCAGCUUUGAAUGGCAAAGCAUUCACCAAGUCUGGAGCGAUGGAGAUGAGCAAAGCUCCACCGUCGCCCGCUGCCAAGGUCAAGGCGGCAGCAGCAGCGGCUUCUGCUGCGGGAGCAGGCAAUGCAUCGAGAAUCGCGCACGGGGGCAUGCCUAGUCCUGACCCUCAGAACGGCGCCAAUGACAAUGAGUCAAAGAACAGUUGGAGGAGCUGGAAGAGGGGAGAGGGCCUUCAAGCUUGGGAAAUGGAUCUGCUCAACAAGCCAGAGGUCAAGAGGAAGGCCAAUGUUGCCCAAAUGUGUGAGUAUCGGCCGCUAAAGUCAAGCUGCGUUGUCUCUUGGCAGCGAAGCGUGUGAGCCGGCUUGUGUCAAAUCAUCUUGCCAGGAUCGCGGUACGAUCGAGCAGCGGAGCUGUCUGACGCCCGCAUACACUCUCUUCCAAAACUUGUCCCGUGAUGCAUAGUCUUCCUGAACAACUACUUCGAGUCUUUGCGCUACCUCUCCAAUCGCCGAGCUCGCACGACCGCAUUCAAAGCCGCUCAUCCAGGCCCCCUCGAGAUGACCGGCUCCUCCGAAGCAGCUUCCUACUUGGGCAGAGAGAGAGCGCUGCUCCGCAAACGCAGGACAAAGCUCAGACUGGACAGUUUCCACAUCAUCGCUCAGGUGGGACAGGGCGGGUACGGGGAGGUGUUCUUAGCUAGGAAGAAGGACACAGGACAAGUUUGCGCGCUCAAAAGGCUCAGGAAACGUGUGCUGGUCAAGAUGGACGAAGUGCGGCAUGUGCUCACCGAGAGAGACAUUCUGACGGCGACGAACACGCCUUGGCUUGUCCGUCUGCUCUAUGCAUUUCAAAACAAGGAACACGUCUUCCUGGCCAUGGUGAGUACGCCGACGGCCAGCCCCAGCUCGUUUCGAGACGUUUGCUCACCCAGAUUCCGAUUUAUGCGCACAUCUUGUCCGUCUGGCCACAGGAGUACGUGCCUGGAGGUGACUUCCGCACUCUGCUUAACAAUAGCGGUGUGCUUCAGCUGGAAUGUGCUCGCUUCUACAUGAGCGAGAUGUUUGUUGCUUGCAAUGAGCUUCACAAGCUCGGCUACAUUCAUCGUGAUCUCAAGCCCGAGGUGAGCUGAUGCGCAUCCAACCGCAAAUGCCUACAGUGAUACUCAGUCCGUUGGCCUUGCCCUAUUCGCAUCUUAGAACUUCCUUGUGGAUGCCACUGGCCACAUCAAGCUGACCGACUUUGGUCUAGCCGCUGGUGCAAUCAACCCCGGUCGACUCGACAGCAUGCGAGGCCGAGUGAGUGUGACUUUGAUAGCUUGGAGCAAAUGAGGUCUGAUUCACGUUCCGCUGACUUUGUUAAUGGCUGCGAUAUACCCGGAACAGCUCGACGCCGUCAAAGACGUGGACCUGGUCUAUCGCACACCUCACGAGCGCUCUUCCCUGUACAAACAGAUGAGAGCUCAGAACGUGCAGCACGCUGAUUCCAUUGUCGGUAGUCCGGAUUACAUGGCGCCGGAAGUUCUGCGCGGCAAAGACUAUGGUGUGGGCGUAGACUACUGGUCUCUCGGCUGCAUCCUCUUUGUGAGUGCCGGCGCUUGGAUCUCCAGAUGUUUUUCGGCAGGCCUUGAUCACAUCUGACUGCUGACGAGAUGUGUCGGGCCUUUUACAACUUGCUUGGCACCCGCAGGAGUUCAGAUGCAGCUUCCCGCCCUUCUCUGGAGGAUCGCCCGAUGAGACUUGGGCCAACCUGAAGAAUUGGCAACAGUGCUUGCGUCGUCCAGUCUACACGAAGCCUCAGGAUUUACAAUUCAACCUGAACGACGUUGAGUGGAACGUGAUGACAAGGUGAGGCAUAUUGAAUUCACCACGAGCAGAGUGCAGCGAGCUCACAGUGGACCUUCGUCUGUGAUCACCCCGCCAAGUCUGAUUGCUGGGCCCAAGGAGCGUCUCAGUACCCUAGCAGCUGUGCAAGCCCAUCCAUUCUUUGCGCCUCUGGACUUUACGAAGCUGAGAGAGGUCAACCCGCCGUUCUUGCCGCAACUGGAAGGCGAAACGGAUACUGGUUACUUUGACGAUUUCAACGAAGGCUCAGAAGACAUGGCCAAAUACAAGGAGGUCUUUGAGAAGGCCAAGAAUGUGGAUGCGGUCAAGGAGGGCAGCGCUGGCGGGCGCGGCAUGUGGGCUGGCUUCACCUUUGGAAAGAACGUGAGUAGCGUAUGAAAGCCGACGUAUUCCUCGGUAACUUGGCUGGAAUUGAGCAACGGCGAACCAACAUGCUAAAAGAAUGGAUCGUUCCGUUUCCUUGCAGGUAAACGCACCGCCCAACGAGGCUUUCUUCGACAAAGACGCCAGCGACGCCUUUGCCACCCUCAUUUAA